This is a messenger RNA of Dunckerocampus dactyliophorus (ringed pipefish), 2799 nucleotides long. RefSeq names its product phospholipase A2 inhibitor-like. The transcript is spliced from 2 exons. The coding region runs from base 79 to 1119 and encodes 346 amino acids. NCBI's taxonomy places the organism in Eukaryota, Metazoa, Chordata, Actinopteri, Syngnathiformes, Syngnathidae. The record is from RefSeq and is a predicted model, not a curated record. Gene Ontology annotation, molecular function: protein binding. Gene Ontology annotation, cellular component: plasma membrane.
UGCAACAUCUUGUCCAGACACAUGUCCUCGUCGCUCCCCGCCUAACGCAAACUCAUUCUACGAAAAACAGACAUUAAGAUGAACUUGAGGCUUCUUCUGACAACGUGCUGUGCUUUGACUACCUGUGGCGUCCAUGCUUGCCCACACUUGUGCUCCUGCUCCUUUUCGCCCUCGGGUGCUGAGGUGGAGUGCAGCGACACCUCCAUGACAUCCUUCCCUGUGGACGCUUUGCCUCCCAACAGCACUCGCUUAUCCAUCCAGUCCACCCAGCUCAGCACCAUCAAAUCGGCUCAUCUAAGUGCAGUGCCCCUUCUAAGGACGCUCCAGCUGUAUCACAACAAACUGGAGAAGCUUCCUUGGGAUCUCCUGACGAAUGCUUCCCAGCUGACCACUUUGGAUCUCACAGGUAACCAUCUUGUACGCUUACCUGCAAAGAUCUUCAAGCAGAAGUCACUGCGCAAGCUGCUCCUUAAAGACAACCUCCUUGAAGAAGCAGAUGCUGACUGGUUCGUGGAUAACAGCAGCCUGAUUCUGCUUGACAUAUCAGGGAAUCAUUUAUCCCACAUCCCGUCUGCUUUUCUCCACAAGCUGAAACACCUACAACAUCUAGACUUGAGUCACAACAACCUUGAAGAACUCCAAGCAGGAGCCUUGAAGAACCUCCAUCACCUUGACACUCUUAACCUCGCAAGGAACAAACUAAGCGCCCUGAAUCCAUCGCUUUUCAACCACACUCGGAAGCUCUCACGACUGUUCCUGCAGGAGAAUCAUCUCAGAGAGCUUCAGCCGACCCUCCUUUUGGGUCUGCAGCGCCUUCAGAUGCUUCUUCUCAACCAGAACCAGCUGCAACAUCUCCCCCAAGGCCUGCUGGAUGGCAGGAACUCUACUUUCCAGAUGGUUCUGACGGGAAACCCGUGGCAGUGCGAUGAGAAGAUGGAGUAUCUGUGGAGGUGGCUCAACGACCACCCUCACAAUGUCUUCUUUUUGGACGAGGUCACCUGCGCUGGCCCCGAAACGCUUAAAAACAGACCGGUGGUGUCCUUAACGGAACAAGAACUUGGUCUUGCCAGAAAUGAUGAUUUUGUAAAAGACGAAUUGCCUCACUUUUUGGAAAAAUAAAAUCAAGCAUAUAAUCAAAGCACAAUGCAAAUACAUCCCCUAGCGGCUUUGUGCUGUCUCGAAAUGCAGCAAAACGUUUUAUUUAUCCAAAAGGUUAGUUUCCGACAUUUGCAUUGUCAUACAUGUCAUGUCAAAGUGUAACUAUAUUGUCAAUAUGCUCUUAUAUGCGCUUCAAAUUGAAGGUCUUGAUGAGGGCUUUCCAGAUCUGUCACUAUAUUGCCGAUAUGUGUUCAUAUGAUGACGUAAUAACCACAAACAUGAUCAACGCAAAAGCGACUAGGUCAAAAAUAGCAACAAGCCAUAUUGAGUCACAUCUCAAAUUAAAGGUCUUGAUGAGGGCUUUCCAGAUCUGGAACUAUAUUGUCAAUAUGCGUUCGUAUGAUGACAAAAUAACAAAAAAUUGUCAGAGCAAAAGCGACUUGGUCAAAAAUGACAAAAACCCAUAUUGAGUGAUAUCUCAAACUGAAGGUCUUGAUGAGGGCUUUCCAGAUCUGUCACCAUAUUGUCAAUAUGUGCUCAUACGAUGAAGUAAUAACCACAACAGUCAUCAGAGCAAAAGCAACUAGUUCAAAAACUGCAACAAGCCAUAUUAAUAAUAAUGGAUUAGAUAUAGCGUUUGUCAAGGCACCCAGAGCGCUUCACAAUGAAGUGAUCCCAUUAUUCAUUCACUCCUCAGUCACACACUGGUGUGUGGUAAACUACAUCUAUAGGCACAGCUUCCCUUCCCUGCGGCAUCUCCGACCACCAUCGGACAUUCAUACACUAAACUAGUGUGAAGGCAAGGAUCCAACCGUCAACCUUCCGAUUUAUGGAUGACCUGCUCUACCUCCUGAGCCACUGCCACCCCGUAUUGAGUUUUUUUCUCAAAUUAAAAAGGUCUUGACGAGGGCUUUCCAGAAAGAGAAUCAGAAAAAUGUAGGUAUUCUUUAGACAACCAGUCAAAUUAGUAAAUGUUUGCACCCCAACUGAAAAUUGCUAGUUUGUCAUAAAUUGUGACAAAAUGCAAGAUGAAAUGCCAAAGAAAGAAAUGAAGGACUAUAAUCUUGGUUGAUGCAUCACAACAUGUAACAAUUUCCAGCUAGCAUACACAAAUAUGACCCCUUGUGGCUGAGAGAAUAAUAAAUAAAUGGGGAGCCAAUGCCUUACAUUUAACACAUGCUUUAUAAUGGUGACAGGUUGACCUCGCAAUGAAUUAUUACAUUUAUUUCUUAUGGGAGUAAUUGUCUAAAUGCUGUCAGAAAUGAAGAAAAAAAUUGUGGUGUUUUUGUCUUUUUUUUUAUGGUUUUAAGGAAAUCAGACAGACCCUCCUCCCAGUUUCUCCUGCUUGCAGCAUUGUGUGUCCUGAUGUUUUUAAUGAGUGUGUGGGAGCGUGUGUGUGGGCUGGAGCAGUGGCUGCAUCUUCCAGCUGACCUCUUCAAGACUGUGUGGUUUGCUUUUUUUGCUGCUCUCUAACAAUAUGCAUCCAGUCUUCCCAUCAUCUCCCAAGAAUUGAUCACAGGAUCAAUUCAUAAAUCUUAAGUACAUAAAACCGCCUCACUUAUGAAAAUGAAACUCAUCAGUGAAAGAGCGUUUGAUGUAGAGCACAGUGAGUGCUAAAGGUUGAUGAAGGUGCUUGGAGGAGGUGUUCAUAAAGCAAACAUGCACACUCUCCUCUAGUAAGGCUGUGGCAGGGCAGGCAAU